AUGAAUUUUGACUUUACCGACAAGACUGAAACUACCAUUGCCGCUGCGGUUCAGUCGGCCAAGGACCACGCCAACGCUCAAGUUACUCCCUUCCACAUUGCUAAUGCGCUACUCAACGAAGGGAGUGGUGUUGCCGACAACGCGGCUGGUACAUCUCUGUUUGCAUCAGUGAUUGCUAAAGCUGGUGGCGAUAUUGCCUCCGUAAACCGUGCAAUCCAGAAGCAACUAGUGCGAUUACCUUCUCAAGACCCACCUCCAGAUGAAACGACAUUCAGCUCAGCGACUGUGAAGGUACUUCGGGAGGCACAGAGUAUACAAAAGGACAUGCAUGAUUCGUAUAUUGCACAGGACCAUCUCAUCCUCUCUCUCGUCAAGGACUCCGGAGUUAUCGCCUUGCUGAAAGAAGCAAAUCUUACCCCUGCCGCGAUCAAGACUGCUACACAAGCAACUCGAGGAAACCGUCGGGUUGAUAGCAAGAAUGCCGAGCAAGGCUUCGAUGCGCUCACCAAGUAUGCGGUUGACCUGACCGCACUGGCUGAAGAGGGCAAAAUUGAUCCCGUCAUUGGACGCGACAACGAAAUUCGGCGAGUUGUCCGCAUCUUGUGUCGACGAACAAAGAACAACCCCGUUCUUAUCGGCGAGCCUGGUGUCGGAAAGACUGCCAUCGCAGAGGGUCUGGCUCAACGCAUUGUGAAGCGUGAUGUUCCCGCAUCCUUGCUUGGACGACUGUUCAGCUUGGACAUGGGUGCAUUGAUGGCUGGCGCCAAAUACAAGGGUGAAUACGAGGAGCGGAUCAAGUCUGUAUUGAGCGAGAUCGAGAAGAAGGGAGAGGAGGGCGUUGGAAUCAUUCUUUUCAUCGACGAGUUGCACCUGAUCAUGGCUGGUAGUGGAAAUUCGAGUGGCGGAAUCGAUGCUGCGAAUCUUCUGAAACCUCUACUUGCUCGCGGCAAACUUCGUUGUAUCGGUGCGACGACCUAUGCUGAAUACCGUCAGUACAUCGAGAAGGAUGCGGCGCUCGAGCGUCGGUUCGCCCAGGUCAUCGUCAACGAGCCAUCCGUUCCCGACACCAUUAGUAUUCUCCGUGGUAUUCGGGAACGAUACGAAGUUCACCAUGGUGUUCGAAUCCUCGACCCCGCGCUUAUUCAAGCGGCUGUCCUCGCACACCGAUACUUGACCAGCCGCCGUCUCCCCGACUCGGCGAUUGACCUGGUCGAUGAGGCCUGCGCAAGCGUUAGGGUCACCCGCGAAACGAGCCCCGAGGAGAUUGACAAACUGGAGCGCAAGAAACUCGAGCUAGAGAUUGAAAUUCAUGCUCUUGAGCGCGAAAAAGAUACUGCGAGCAAGGAGCGUCUAACUAUUGCCAAGAAAGCCAUUGCAGACCUCGAAGAUCGUCUCCAACCUAUGAAGGCCGCUUACGAGAACGAGAAGCGCCGCGGCAAUGAGCUCAACGAGAUUCGCAAGAAGAUAGAUGAGCUUAGGGCCAAGGCAGACGACGCUGAGCGGCGCUACGAUAUUACUACUGCCUCUGAUUUAAGAUACUAUGCUAUCCCUGACCUCCAAAAGCGGCUCGAAGCCCUCGAACGCAAGAAGGAAAGCGAAGAGCCUUCAGCCAACGACGCAGUCACUCCUGAAGCCAUUGCCGAAAUUGUCUCUCGCUGGACCUCAAUCCCCGUUACCCGCCUAAUGUCAACCGAACGCGAGAAACUAUUGCGUAUGGAAAAGAUCCUUUCGGAGAGUGUCGUCGGCCAACCCGAGGCUGUCAAGGCUGUCGCGAAUGCGAUUCGUCUCUCUCGCAGCGGCUUGGCAAACAAAAACCGCCCCAUUGCUUCGUUCCUCAUGGCCGGUCCAUCCGGUACUGGUAAAACGCUACUGAGUAAAACACUGGCAACUCUGCUCUUCGACUCACCUGAUGCCAUGAUCCGUAUUGACGGCAGCGAAUAUUCCGAAAAGCACUCCAUCUCUCGACUUAUCGGUGCACCUCCGGGUUACAUCGGCCAUGACUCCGGAGGACAGCUCACCGAGUAUGUGCGACGCAAGCCAUACAGUAUUGUCCUCAUCGACGAGAUCGAGAAGGCUUCUCGUGAAUUUGUUACGCUAUUCCUGCAAGUCCUCGACGAUGGUCGCCUAACUGAUGGACAGGGUCGCAUUGUUGACUUCCGUAAUACGGUCGUCAUCAUGACUUCUAACCUUGGGGCAGCGUACCUAAACGAUAUGGGUGAGGGUCCUGUCAGGCCCGAGGCACGCAACCUUGUCAUGGGCGCAAUCCAAGCCCACUUCCCGCCCGAGUUUGUCAACCGUAUCGACGAGGUUAUCGUCUUCCGCACUCUGUCUCGCGGAAACGUGAUGAAAAUCGUUGACAUUCGCCUCAAGGAGCUCGAAGAGCGCAUCGCGGAUCGCAAGUUGAAAAUCAAUAUCGACCCGGAAGCCAAGCAUUACCUUGGUUCUAUUGGCUACUCACCCAUCUAUGGUGCUCGCCCGCUAAAUCGCGUGAUUCAGCAAGAGUUGCUCAAUCCACUCUCGGUCUUGAUACUCGAAGAGCGUAUCCGAGAUGGCGAGGUAGUCAAUGUCAAGUUCGAUGGACCUCAUAACCGUCUCCACAUCGUACCUAAUCACGAGGGGACUGGGGCUCAGUACGAUGACAUGAUGGAUUACGACGAUGAUGUUGAGAUUGAAGAAAUGGACUAA
This is a messenger RNA of Rhizoctonia solani, 2685 nucleotides long. RefSeq names its product heat shock protein HSP104 family protein. Gene Ontology annotation, molecular function: ATP binding; ATP hydrolysis activity. Bases 1 to 2685 code for a protein of 894 amino acids. The transcript is spliced from 8 exons. Lineage: Eukaryota; Fungi; Basidiomycota; Agaricomycetes; Cantharellales; Ceratobasidiaceae. Gene Ontology annotation, cellular component: cytoplasm; cytosol. The record is from RefSeq and is a predicted model, not a curated record. Gene Ontology annotation, biological process: cellular response to heat.